This is a messenger RNA of Brassica rapa (field mustard), 2718 nucleotides long. RefSeq lists its product as uncharacterized. Gene Ontology annotation, molecular function: protein binding. The record is from RefSeq and is a predicted model, not a curated record. Lineage: Eukaryota; Viridiplantae; Streptophyta; Magnoliopsida; Brassicales; Brassicaceae.
CGAAAGAAAAACAUCGACUAGAUUCAUCUCCAGGUUUAUCAUCUCUCACCCAUCGAACGAACUUCAGACAGAACAGAAGACUCUUCGAGUCUCUGAUGUCACUCUCCACAGUAUCUUCCACCGUUCCUUGUUCCCGUCUAUCCCCAAUCUCAACCACACAAACCAAGUUCCUCACUCUCUCAGCCAAAACACAACCUAUAAGAAGAAGACACGACCUCUCCUUCACCCCCUUCCCUACACUUACCCACUCGAAUCACCCUCUCCGUCACGCUUUCUCCAAUCCCAAAUCGAGUUUCCACCGUCCCCACUGUAUUGAAGAAGCCGGACACUCCGACACCACAGAACAAACCUCUGCAACUUCUGUUGAUGAUAACGAAGAAGCGAGAAGAAGCGAAAGCCACGUGGCCUUGUUCGUGCGGAUGCUCGGUUUAGACAACGACCCUCUCGACAGAGAACAAGCCGUGGAAGCCCUAUGGAAGUACUCUCUAGGCGGGAAGAAGUGCAUCGACGCGAUAAUGCAGUUCCACGGCUGUCUGAAUCUCAUCAUCACUCUUCUCAAAUCCGAUUCCACCUCCACCUGCGAAGCUGCCGCUGGUCUACUACGCUCCAUAGCUUCCGUGAAUCUUUACAGAGAGCUUGUCGCUGAGAGUGGAGCCUUGGAGGAGAUAACCGCUCUCUUAAGCAGACCUUCGUUAGCUACAGUGGUGAAAGAGCAAAGCAUAUGUGCUCUGUGGAAUCUAACUGUGGACGAAGGAGUUAGAGAGAAGGCUGCAGACUUUGACAUCCUUAAGCUCCUCCUUACUUUCCUUGAAGAUGAUGAUGUUAAUGUGAAGGAAGCAGCUGGUGGAGUUUUGGCUAAUUUAUCUCUUAGCAGCUCUAACCACAAGAUUAUGGUGGAAGUAGGAGUCAUACCCAAACUAGCAAAACUGUUGAAAGGCGAGAACAAAGAGUCUAAAGUGAUUAGAAAAGAAGCGAGGAACGUUCUUUUGGAGCUAGCUAAAGAUGAGUACUACAGGAUUCUUGUUAUUGAGGAAGGUGUUGUGCCCAUUCCUAUAAUUGGUGCAGAUGCUUACAAGUCGUUUAGACCGGAUCUUUACUCAUGGCCUAGCUUACCAGACGGGGUAAAGAUCGAGCAGACAGCAAAAGCUCCUUCUAGAUUCGGCGCAUCCGAGCUUCUCCUUGGUUUAAACGUUGACGAGGGUGUUGACGAAGUAGACGAAGCUAAAACUAAAGCGAUAGUUGGGAGGACGAACCAGCAGUUCCUUGCUCGUAUUGGAGCUAUUGAGUUUGAGAAGGAGUUAAAAUCCGAACGUCCAGGGGAAUCACAGCAGAAUCAGAAUCAGAAUCAGCAGCAGCAGCUGACUCUUCUUCCUUGUGUAGAUGGUGUGGCUCGUUUGGUGUUGAUUCUUGGAUUGGCUGACGAAGUGGCUGUGUCGAGAGCUGCGGAGUCGGUUGCUGACGCGUGUAUCAAUGAGGAGAUGAGGGUUUCGUUCAUGGAAGCUGGAGCUGUGAAGCCUCUUGUUCAGCUUUUAGCUAACAACAACGGAGAGGGUGUUAAAGUACCUGUCAUCCGUGCUUUGAAAAACUUGUCUCUUAGCCGCACUGUUUGCAAGAGGAUUGAAGCUGAAGGUGCUGUGCCAUUUUUUAUUAAUCUUCUGAAGCAGCCAGAGAUCUCACUAAGCAUUACUGAACAGAUUCUGGAUGUACUUGCUCAUAUUUUAGAUCCUAGCAAGGAAAUGGAAUCCAAGUUUUAUGAAGGACCGGUGAACGGAUCAAAAGCAGACACCAGAAAGGAAGCUCUGGACGGUUCUGUUAUCUCUCGUCUGGUUCAGAUAGCGAAAACAGCGUCUCCUAACCUGCUGAGGAAGGCAAUCUCCGUCAUCGAGUUUGGUACGGUCACUGAUCCAACCAUGGACACGAUCAUCUCCGAGGAUGUCACAACUCUUCUUGAUGUUGCUCUCCGUCAGAGAGUCCUUGACGAACCUGAGAAUGAAGCUGAGGAGUUAGAAAAACACUUGCUUGAGCUAGAAGAAGCUGGUGUGACGAUCUCAGCUGCUUCGAGGCUACUAACAAAACUUCUAGACUCUGAGUCUUUUCGCCAAACUGUGGAUGUGACUCUCUUCACGGAGCUGCUGAGGAAGAUCCUGAGAUCAAACCUCCCUCUACACUACAAAGACUGGGUCGCUUCUUGUCUCGUUAAACUCACCUCUCUCUCAUCUUCCUCUCCAUCCCUCAACAACCCAGUCAACGUUGAGGUAACUCUCUACAAGACGAUCCCAAGCCUGGUGGAACAGAUGAGCUUCUCCUCAACUCCAGAAGCGAAAGAAGCAGCGGUUUUGGAACUGAACAAGAUAGUCUCAGAGGGAGUUCCAGAGUCGACGCAAGCUCUUGCUUCGCACGGAGGGAUAGAGCCGCUGGUGAAGCUUCUAGAAGAAAGGAACGAGCGGUGCGUAGAGGCGAGUUUGUCAGUGUUGUAUAACUUGAGCAUGGACAGUGAGAACCACACAGCGAUUAUAAGAGCAGGAGCUGUGCCAGUGUUGAGACGGAUCGUUAUGUCUCAAAGACCACAGUGGGAGAAAGCUCUAAGGUUACUCAGAGAUUUACCCGUUUGAGAGAAAGUUGUGUUGUACUUGAAUCACAGUCGUCUCUGGUUCUUUGUUACUUUAAAAGUCUCUUCAAGAUGUGCGAAUAAUUUCCUCAGAUUCUCAUGUUACUAUA